Messenger RNA from Colletotrichum spaethianum, 1188 nucleotides. RefSeq lists its product as uncharacterized. The coding region runs from base 1 to 1188 and encodes 395 amino acids. The record is from RefSeq and is a predicted model, not a curated record. NCBI's taxonomy places the organism in Eukaryota, Fungi, Ascomycota, Sordariomycetes, Glomerellales, Glomerellaceae. The transcript has 2 exons.
AUGCCAGUAGAUGAAGACGACGUCUCACUCGUACUGGUGGCGGUGGUCGAGGCUAUAGUUGUUGUUCUUUCGGUAGAAGAAGUCUCGGCUCCCAUUGUCGAGCUGCCGGAGGUCUCAGUUUCGGUUGUCGUAAUAUGUGUGGACGAAGACAAAGUGCUAAUCGAGCUGCUGCUGGUACUACUUGAUGUUUCGGCGGCUGUGCUGGAGGUAGCCUCUGAAGUCGAAGUCCCAACUGAGCUGGUGGUGGUACUAGUUGCUGUUUCGGUUGUGGUGGUGUCCAUAAUCGAAUUUGAAGUCCCAGUCGAGCUGCCGCUGGUGGUGCUUUCGGUCUCUGUUGUUGUGGUUUCGGUAGACGAACUCGGGGUUUCUGUCGAACGGGUGCUGGUGGUCUCUGUCUCCGUUGUCGUAGUUUCGGUAGACGAAGUCGAAGUCGGAGUUUCAGUCAAGCUGCUGGUGGAGGUGGUGGUUUCAGUCUCGGUCGUCGUAGUCUCAAGAGACGAAAACGAAGUCGAAGUUUCUGUGAAGCUGCUGCUGCUGCCAUUGGUAGUCUCAGACUCCGUUGUUGUGGUAUCGGUAGACGAAGCCGAAGUUUCCGUCGAAGCAGUGUUGGUAGUCUUAAUCUCUGUCGUCGUAGCAUCAAUAGACGAAGUCGAGGUUGGGGUUUCAGUUGAGCUGCUGCUGCCGCUACUACUGCUGGUCUCCAUUUCCGUUGUUGUGACAUCUGUGGAGGAAGACGAGGUCUCAGUCGAACUGCUGCUGCUGCUGCUUUCCGUCUCGGUCGUCGUGGUCUCCGUAGACGAGGUCGACGAUCCAGUCGCGUCAGUUGUCGUAGCCGUCGUGGUGGUCGUGGCCGUCUGCGAGGCAGCCGUGCCGUCCGCCCUGAAGACGAUGACGUGCGACCUGCCGGCGCCGCCGCAGUUCUCCGUCGCGUCCCCCGUGCAGGCCUGGUCGCAGUUGGGGUCGUCGUCCUGCGUGGCAGGGAGCUGGUCGCCGCAGGAGCAGGUGCCCCCCCGGAGAGACCGUAUAGGCCCUGCACUUGUCGUUGGUCUGGCCGUCGGCGGGCGUCGCCGUCGUCAGGGUCUCGGGCGUCUUGCCUUGGGAGUUGGUCAGGUAGUCGGCGGCGUAGCAGUUGUUGUCCGCCGCUUCGACCGCCGCUUGCGCGAUGGCCGCGAGAGACGCGGCGGCUAG